Molecule: messenger RNA, 669 nt
Organism: Acanthosepion pharaonis
Lineage: Eukaryota; Metazoa; Mollusca; Cephalopoda; Sepiida; Sepiidae
Source: the annotation of a GenBank genome assembly
AUGACUUUCGCAAAACGUGGUCAAAAUAUUGCUCUCUCUUUUUCGAGCUUUCUCUCUCUCUCGUUCCCUCUUUCUCUCUCUCUUUCCAUAGCCCUCACUUUUUUCUCUCUCUCUCACUCUGUGUCUCUCUCUAUAGCUCUCUCUUUCUCUCUCUUUCUUUCUCUCUCUCUCUCUUUCAUUAGCUCUCUUUCUCGAUCGUUCACUCUCUUUCUUUCUCCCUCUCUUUCGCACUCUCUUUCCCCUCUCUCUCGCUCUCUCGCUCACUCGCUUUCUCUUUUUCGUUCUUUCUCUCUCUCUCUCUCUCGCUCCCUCUUUCUCACUCUUUCCAUAGCUCUCUCUUUCUCUCUCUCGCUCUCUCUCUUUAUCGCUCGUUCACUCUCUUUCUUUCUCCCUCUCUUUCUCUCUCUCUCUCUCUCGCUCUCUCUUUUUCGUGCUUUCUCUCUCUCGCUCACUCUUUCUCUCUCUCUCUCUUUCCAUAGCUCUCUCUCUCUUUCUGUCUCUCGCUCUGUCUCUUUCUCUCUCUCCACAGCUCUCAUUUUCUUUCUCUUUCUCUCUCUCUAUUUCUCUCACUUUCUCUCACUCUCUUUCAUUCUCUCUCUUUCCUUAGCUCUCUCUCUCUCGCUCGUUCUCUCUCUCUCUCUCUCUCUCUCUCUCACUCGCUUUCACUAA